AGUCGCGUCUUUCUCACUCACUGGGGAGCCCGGCGGUGGCGGCACCUUUCGAGGCAGACCCGCUGAGCUGUGAGCCCGCCGGCCAGCGAGUGAGAGGUCGGAUCGACUGACGGCGGAGCCGACAGACGGACGGACAGCGGCAACGCCAGACGGCCAGAGUCGCCUCAAGUUCCGCCAUGAGCUGGGGCACAGAGCUGUGGGAUCAGUUCGACAGCUUAGACAAGCAUACACAAUGGGGAAUUGACUUCUUGGAAAGAUAUGCCAAAUUUGUUAAAGAGAGGAUAGAAAUUGAACAGAACUAUGCGAAACAAUUGAGAAAUCUGGUUAAGAAGUACUGCCCCAAACGUUCAUCCAAAGAUGAAGAGCCACGGUUUACCUCGUGUGUAGCCUUUUUUAAUAUCCUUAAUGAGUUAAAUGACUAUGCAGGACAGCGAGAAGUUGUAGCAGAAGAAAUGGCGCACAGAGUAUAUGGUGAAUUAAUGAGAUAUGCUCAUGAUCUGAAAACUGAAAGAAAAAUGCAUCUGCAAGAAGGACGAAAAGCUCAACAAUAUCUUGACAUGUGCUGGAAACAGAUGGAUAAUAGUAAAAAGAAGUUUGAAAGAGAAUGUAGAGAGGCAGAAAAGGCACAACAGAGUUAUGAAAGAUUGGAUAAUGAUACUAAUGCAACCAAGGCAGAUGUUGAAAAGGCCAAACAGCAGUUGAAUCUGCGCACGCAUAUGGCUGAUGAAAAUAAAAAUGAAUAUGCUGCACAAUUACAAAACUUUAAUGGAGAACAACACAAACAUUUUUAUGUAGUGAUUCCUCAGAUUUACAAGCAACUACAAGAAAUGGAUGAACGAAGGACUAUUAAACUCAGUGAGUGUUACAGAGGAUUUGCUGACUCAGAACGCAAAGUUAUUCCUAUCAUUUCAAAAUGUUUGGAAGGAAUGAUUCUUGCAGCAAAAUCUGUUGAUGAAAGAAGAGACUCUCAAAUGGUGGUAGACUCCUUCAAAUCUGGUUUUGAACCUCCAGGAGACUUUCCAUUUGAAGAUUACAGUCAACAUAUAUAUAGAACCAUUUCUGAUGGGACUAUCAGUGCAUCCAAACAGGAGAGUGGGAAGAUGGAUGCCAAAACUACAGUAGGAAAAGCCAAGGGCAAAUUGUGGCUCUUUGGAAAGAAACCAAAGGGCCCAGCACUAGAAGAUUUCAGUCAUCUGCCACCAGAACAGAGACGUAAAAAACUACAGCAGCGCAUUGAUGAACUUAACAGAGAACUACAGAAAGAAUCAGACCAAAAAGAUGCACUCAACAAAAUGAAAGAUGUAUAUGAGAAGAAUCCACAAAUGGGGGAUCCAGGGAGUUUGCAGCCUAAAUUAGCAGAGACCAUGAAUAACAUUGACCGCCUACGAAUGGAAAUUCAUAAGAAUGAGGCGUGGCUCUCUGAAGUUGAAGGCAAAACAGGUGGGAGAGGAGACAGAAGACAUAGCAGUGACAUAAAUCAUCUUGUAACACAGGGACGAGAAAGUCCUGAGGGAAGUUACACUGAUGAUGCAAACCAGGAAGUCCGUGGGCCACCCCAACAGCAUGGUCACCACAGUGAGUUUGAUGAUGAAUUUGAGGAUGAUGAUCCCUUGCCUGCUAUUGGACACUGCAAAGCUAUCUACCCUUUUGAUGGACAUAAUGAAGGUACUCUAGCAAUGAAAGAAGGUGAAGUUCUCUACAUUAUAGAGGAGGACAAAGGUGACGGAUGGACAAGAGCUCGGAGACAGAACGGUGAAGAAGGCUACGUUCCCACGUCAUACAUAGAUGUAACUCUAGAGAAAAACAGUAAAGGUUCCUGAAGAGGGUUUCUGAGGAAAUGGGCAAGAUGUUGAAGGAGGUUACAUGCAGCUGCUUUUGGGGGGAGGGUAUUAGAGUUGUCAGGCUCAAAGAGAGUGAGAGAAGCAAGUUGCAUGAGUGCAUGUAGACAUGAUUAUUUUUUACUAACUUCAUUAGCAUUUCCAUACAUUGUUUUUAAAAAUCAUACCAACCCUUAAGUUCCUAGUUCACAGUUAUUCCCACAAAAGAAAAAGCCAACAAUAGUGUACCAUUUUUCUAUUUAUUUUAUUGCUGUCUAAUCAAUAAAGAAUGCAGAGCUGUCAAAAAAUGUGUCUUACAUUAGCGUCCCAACAUGAUUGUCUCCCUCCCAGCUCUGUUUUAAUUGGCUUUUAGACCCACUAUCUGUCAGAUCCUUGCCAUCUGUCAGUGUCUGCCUGUGCCACCUCCGUGCUUGCUUAACAUCCUGUUGCAUGUCUAGAGUGACUGAGCUAGAUUUUUCAGGCAUGUCUUUAGAUUCCCUUGUUCUUGUCAAAGCCUUUGUUUUGUUUUACAUUUGUAGUGCAAAUCACUUUGUCAAACAUCUCCAGCACUAAUGUUUCCAUCCUAGUAUUUGUGCACACUGCUAUAACUUCCCCACUGCAAACAUUCCAGUUUUGGCAUUACGAAGAAGUAGCCUGUGAACCUGAAGUAUUUAUGAUAAGAAAAAGAAAACAUCUCUGCUGUAGCCUACAGCCCAGUUGAAAGAACUCUUUGAAACGUGAUACAUCUUCAGCACCUCAGUCUGGGAAGAAUCUAUAGUCAGCACUGAAAUCCUGGCAUAAUAAACACAGAAGAUACUCACCACCUCAAGACAAAGGACUGUUGUCAAAAGUCAGCUGCUUCCAUUCAAAUGCUGCCUUAAACUAGAGUGCCUAAAUCUGUUGAUUGCCAACACUACCACUGCAGUAUCCCACAAAGGGCUUUAUGUGUCAGCUCAGUGCGACCUCCUUUAACUCUGCAGCACUGCUGCAGCUACCGAUGUAGCCUCGGUAGGUGGCUGUUAGAGCUCUACCAUAUACAGUGGUGCAUCUUCAAAUUUAUGCAUCAAACUAAAGACAUGUCCAAGUCCAUUUUACUUUCCUCAGUGUUUUUAUGAGAAGUUUUAUGGACCUCCCCCAAUUGUCCUUUUAUUUGGGGUUAUGACGAUCAUGUUUGAUAAUUACAAUGAUAGUCUGUUUCCACGUGAUGCUUUUGUUUGAACCUGAUACAAUUUAGUGAAACUUUGUAAUGAUCUAUGUGCACUUUUACUUGUAAAAUGGAAUUUCUGUAUGUUUAUACUUGUAAAUAGGAUUGUUGUUAGUGCUCCUGUUGCUCAUGGUGUCCUGCCUCGCAUUUGUGAUUCUGUUAAUGACUUGUAUCUUAACUAAUUUCUUAGUGGUGUUGUAAUAGGGAGAUGGGGCAGGUGGGGGGUUAUUUGUACCACUGAAUCUUCAUUAAUUUGGUUCUUUACUGUUUUGAGGGGAGAAAGAACGUGAAAUGGUUUGUGUAUUAUUGAAUUUUAAGCAAUAUUUUAGAAGCUGUGUGACUGCUUUAAUAACUUUUUCCCAGUGUUAUUUGAAUCAUACUACCAGUUAUACUAAAGCUGAAUGACAAUUGUGUGAAAGUUACUGCCUUCAUAAUAUCAAGUCACCACUGUUACACAGCUGACAUAUAGUGUAUUACCUUUGCAGCUAGUAAACUAUAAAGUUUAGAUAUUGAAUCUCGUUACAGGGUUAUUUAUAUAAUGUGACAUUAUUCAGUACUGACAGACUACGUGAAGUAGUUUUAAAAUCUAGUGCUAUUUUUAUUUUAAAGGUUAGCAAUGAGGAGGAAAUGUGAUCUGGCUGUGUUUGUCUUCUGUACAAAGCCUGAAGUGCUUAUGGUUUUUUGGCUAACAGCCACAGAGGGCAAAGUUUAAGACUAUCUUGUAAGGACUAACUGUUCUUUUCAAGCUACUGUUUGUUUUUCUAAAAGCAGGAUUUGCUUCCGUAGGAGGCAAGUUCCUUGACGUGGAAUAGUGCAACCUGUAUAUGGGUUAUUAUAAUAGGAAAGACAUUUGUACUUGCACAGUUUAAAUCAUUCUUAAAUUUUGAACAUGUGAAUUGUCCCAAAAAAUCUUUAAUUUUUUGGUAAUUUUUACUCUUUUUGUGCACAUGUUGAUUUCGUAAUGGUAAAUCCUUCAUUUAAAGAUAGUGUUCUCUGUUGAGAAUAUUUUCAUGGAAUAAAACAGUCUUUUCAUGGCCUGUUAA
Piliocolobus tephrosceles (Ugandan red Colobus) is the source of this 4064-nucleotide messenger RNA. It is a transcript of the gene FNBP1L, whose product is annotated as formin binding protein 1 like. Bases 177 to 1820 code for a protein of 547 amino acids. The record is from RefSeq and is a predicted model, not a curated record. The transcript is spliced from 15 exons. Lineage: Eukaryota; Metazoa; Chordata; Mammalia; Primates; Cercopithecidae. Gene Ontology annotation, molecular function: protein binding. Gene Ontology annotation, biological process: signal transduction.